GGAUCUCGAGCUCUCUCCCACGACAGCAUCUUUAUCCCAGAGGAGCCGCCGGAGGAAGUCGGUCUGGAUCGCAGCAUGUCCCAGGAAAACGUUUCAGAUAAAGUUAGGAACCUUCAGGUGGUCCCCGCACAAAACCCUACACUUCUCUGAGCUCAACAUGCACGCCGCAGAGUGGCGCCAUGCAUGCAGUGUGAGGUUCAGAUGUUUGCAUGCGCUCACAAUUCCCAUGAAUGUUGAUCUUUGUUUUUUUUAGGGUUUAUCCGAGCUGUUCUUUGACAAGGUUAGACUGAAUUUGCAUGAACAAAAACACAAUUUCGGUUAUCUGUUUAAAAAUAACGACUGGGUGGACAGAGAAGUGAGGACAAGGGUGAAUCUUUCAUAGAUUUUCACCGAUUCACGCAUGUUUAAAAUUCCACAUGCAUGCCCAUUAAUGUCUGAUAAAAUGUCUCUCGGCAAGUUGCACCAGGCCACAUCAAGAGGUUGUGGUUCACCUCUGUUUUCUAUGUUAUCCGUAGUUCAUUGAAAUGUGUAGGCUUCCCGGUGCAGGCGGAGCUUUUAAAUACAGUGCAUAAAUUCUGAAUCGGGAUAAAGUUGGAAUAAUUUCAAAUGCUUAGUGGGGAACAUAUUAAGCAAAAGUUACUUUUUUUGCAUGUUUUGUACUUCCAUUUUGUUCUCUACUGUUUCUAAAAACAGCCCAAGCACUUAAAAAAACCCAACAACUUUGAGCCGUUUUUGGAAAUAAAUUAAUGUCUUUUGGCGUGUGUAAAACGAGCAAUUUCAAAAACCUCUCGAUUGUUGGGUCCAAAAUUCACUGUUGCCUAGCAACCCAAGUGAAAAAGCACUGGUAUUACCGCUGCAUGCGCUGUACAAUGGCUGCUGGAAAAGUCAAAUGUUUUGUUGUUGGCCAACCGUUCAGAAACCACUCGCUGAAUUCUUGUUGGUUGUGCAGGAGGCCCCACUACCGCUUUUCAAAUAUGUACUGUUGUAUAUACACGUGCAUCUGUUUGCAGCUGUUUUUAUAUGUGAAUGUAAACACUGAGGCGGGGGGCGUGGCCUGCGGCAUAAUAAUUUGAUUUAAAGUGACAAGAAACUCUAAAAGGGCUCAUUCUGAAAGGAGCUUGAAACAGGCAGAGUUGACCAGACUAAAAUCUCAUCAUCUAGGAAACUAUUUUGCGCAAAAAAUGUAGUGAACAUGUUAUGUAUAGCCCUUAGAUCUAUCCUAACCUGGUCGAGGAAGCACAGUAGGUCACCUUUAAUAUCUUCUUUAAUGCAGUCCAAAAUGAGCUUUGACGUGUGUCUUGAGUCGUUAUCCUAGUUGAACACCCAUCAGUGUCCAGAUUUCAUGCCAGGACACCAACAAAGCAGAUUAAAUGAACCAUGACUGAUUAGAGUGGUGACACAUCCAUCCACAAUAAUGCAAUAGCUUGUUGGUAGCUACAAAGGUUUGUGGUCAAGGCACACCCUGCUCAGAGACAUUUAUCCAAAAGUAUUCUCAAAUACACGACAUGACUGCUCCGGAUGAGUGGAUUAAAACAUCGGACUUAUUCACCACACAGAGGCAGAUCGCACAAGGUAUAAAGUUCGGCCAGAAGCCUCCUUCUCUUCGAAAAAGUGAGGGGGAUGAGGGAAGCUCAGAUGAGGAAGAGGUUCCCCGAAGCCCUCUGCAGGUUUUGGCCCAGGUAGAAGCUGAGCCGCCCAAAAUGGAACCGAAGGUCCAAGGAGCUCAAUCAUUUGCGCAGCACGGCACGCCAGUGAAGUCCCCGAGGUCCAAACGGGUCCUCCCACCAACCGGUACCAUUGAGUCCAUCAAUCUAGAUGCCGUCCCCCAGUCUGUCACUCGCCUGGACAACACCGCCGCCAAGCAUAAGCUCUCCGUCAAACCGAAAAACCAGAGGAUUUCCCGCAAACACCGGCGGUUCACACUGGAUCUCCAGGAGGUGUCCAUUCCUGGAGUCAUGCAGGAGGAGCUGGAGGCAGCCGACCAGCGCAGAGCAUCUCUGGAGUCCUCCAAGGAAAGCUUGAAGAAGCAGAGAUUCUACGAGGAGGAAAUACUGGAGGCCAGGAGAACGAGGGAGAUGGAGGAGCAACAGUUCAGAGAGGAAAUGGAGGAGAGGAAGAAGAGGGUGGAGGAGCUGAGGAUGCGUGAACUGCAGGAAGAGAGGAGUCGCAAGAAGCAACAGGAGGAACAAGAGAAGAGGAUGCGAGAGGAGGCAGAGAGGAGGAGGAAAGAAGAGGAGGAACAAAAGAGAGUCAGAGAAGAAGAGGAAAAACGUAAGCAAGAAGAGGCAGCAAGACAAAGAGAGGAGGAAGAUAGAAGAAUGAAAGAAGAGGAAGAACGGAGGAGGCGCGAGGAGGCUGAAAGAAGAAAAAGAGAGGAGGAGGAAAGAAAGAUGAGGGAGGAAGCAGAGAGGCUGAGGAGAGAGGAGGAGGAAAGAAGGAUCAGGGCAGAGGAAGAAAGGAGGAAGCAGGAGGAGGAAAGGAGAAAGCAAGAAGCGCGUCAAUGGCGAGAGGAAGAAGAUAGGAGGCGACUGGAAGAGCAAAAGCAAAUGGAGGAAGAGGAAAGGAAGAGACACGAGGAGGAAGAAAAGAGGAAGCAAGAAGAGGAGGCGGCAAGGAGGCAACGGGACAUUGAGGCAGAGAAGCGCAAAAAGCAGGAAGCAGAAAGGAAGAAAAAAGAGGAGCAGAAACUGAGGCUGAGGGAGACGGAGCAAAAGAAACGGCUGGAACUGGAGGAGCAGAAGAAGAUGCUGACUGAAGAGGGCGCUGGGAUCACUGAUGAACAAGAGAAGAAGCGGCGAGCCGAGGAGCAGCGCUGGAGGGAGAUGGAAGAGCGACAGAGACCCUUUUCCUUCAAGGUUUCCUCUGGAGAGAAACAGAUUCUCUUCCAGAAGGUAAAUCUGACCCCUGUUACACCAGCCGCCAGCCAUCAGGGCACUGCGGACGCUGAUCAAAGGGAAAGAGCUACGGCUUCCUUCCAGGAAGGUAAAGACUCCCCCAACCUGCCGGCAUCUCCAUAUGUCCCCCACACAGCUAUCCUGGUGACAGGGGCCCAGCUCUGCGGGACAGCUGUCAAUUUAGACCAGAUCAAAGACACCGCAUGCAAGUCCCUACUGGGUUUGGGAGAGGAAAGAAAGGCCCAAGGAACAUCUUCCGCAACGGGCAAGAGCUCACCAGACCGCAAAUCUGGAAAAACCAAGUCUCUCAGUGAGUCUUCGGUCUCCCCGGAUGAGUCGAGUGCAGCCGUGCUGGCGGAGUGGGCGAGUAUCCGCUCAAAGAUAUUUAAGGGGGUCGAGGAUGGGAAGUACGAUGAGUACCAGGAUCCUCCGAGCAGGAAUCAGCCUCAGCUCAGCGGCGACGAGCAGCCUCCGUUUGCUCACACCAACCUCAGAAAAACAAUGUCCGCCAGUGCCAAGUUCUCCAUCAUCCCUGCAAAGAAGAAGUUUGGCGACUCAAACAGAAACUCUGAGGUUUUCAGCACAGAUCAUAAGGAUGGAGGAGGAGAGGAAGCUGCUCGAUCUGACAGUCCUACAGCUGGGUCCCAAUCUCCAACCGUUAAACCUCACACUCGGACAAGCAAAAGUGUUCGGAUUGUAGAGAGAGGCUCAGAGGAGUGCAUGUUUGCCAAAGACCUCCCGUCUUUCCUGGUUCCCAGCCCCGGGGACAGACCCGAGGGCUCCGAAGUAAAGAGCCGGCUUCAGAACAAGACGGAGGAGGGGGAGACGCAGGGACAGGACGGUGAGGACAACCCCUCACCUUUUGGAAUAAAGCUGAGAAGGACAAACUACUCACUGCGUUUUCACAGCGAACAGUCCACAGAGAAACGGAAGAAACGCUACAGCGCUGGAGACAGCUUCGACGGCGUCCCUUCACCUCUCACUCCAAUCGAGCCAGACUCUGACGCAUCCUCCGUCUUUUCGGACAAAUCAAGUCCCACAUCGCCUCAGAAAGAGGGAGCAGUGAGCAAGUAUCUUCACGCAUCUGCAUCUCCUGCCAUGUCCCGGGGUAAGCUAGGCAAACCUACUAGCCCCGUCCCACACAACGAAGGAGAGAAAGUCCUAUCCAAACCACCGCUCUACAGAAGACCAACACCAUCCCCCAAACCCUCCGGAGCCACCCCAACGCCUCCUCCUUCUCCGCUCCCUAAAGUAGCCCACGGGUUCCCCUGUGAGGAAGCAAUCCAGAGGACGGGGAGCCCUGAUCUAUCCGUCCAGGACCAGGCUAGUAGAAGCGAAGACCCAUCAGCAGUGACUCAGCUGCACAGAGGCAGCCACAGUAAUGUCCAUUUAGAGGAGGAGCCGAAGGAGAAGAGGUCUUUCUUCCCCUCCAUCAACAUCCCUUGGAGAGAGAAGGCAGACAGGAAGGCAGAGCUCAUCAGGCGAGAAAAACCUUCCUUACAGGCCAGGCACUCACUGGACAGCGCAAGGGUCCAGGAGAAGGAAGCCGGGCCCUUAUGGAUUACCCUGGCCCUGCAGAAGCAGAAAGGCUUCAGGGAGCAGCAGCAGACCCGUGAGGAUCGUCGAAGCCAAAGAGAGGCCAAGCUAGCAGAGAAGCAUGCCAGAGAGAAAGACAGUGUUGCACUGGUGAGUCCUACAGACGGGAGAGAGAGCGGAGGAACCAGUCCUUCCUCCAAGCCUCAGACUCCUGAGGAGCCCAAAAGACCCGACAGCCUGCUGGGACGAUUCGAGCGCAGAGAUCCGUUAAAAAAGGCCAGCACUUUACCGAGCUCAGUCACAGUUGAAAUCUCAGACUCCACGCCGUCGCCACCUGCUGUCAAGGACGUGUCAAAGCGAUUCCCCUCCAGCGACUCUCCCCAGGUGUCCACAGAGCCGGCCUGGCUGGCACUAGCGAAACGAAAGGCCAAAGCCUGGAGCGACUGUCCACAGAUCAUCAAAUAAGCCCCACCACCCGACGCCAGUUUAACGCGCCAUGCAUGGGGGGGACGCACACAACCCACGGAGCCUGAGGAUGACGUUCUCCCGUCCACGUGAAAACUCCUCAUUGACACACCACUGGCUGCUAUAACCACCACGUUAAAGUGCGCUUCACAUUCAAAAAUGACCAAUAAGGCUGCGCAGAUGUAUGUAAAACAGAUGAGAGCAUGCGUAUAAUGUAUCCAAUCACACCAAUUGUACGACCCCUAAAGACAAAGUCCUCAGCAGCCAAUCACAGCCAUGGCUGACCACCGCAGUAGCCAACUUUUUCUUUUUUUUUUUUUGUACCUUAGGAGCCAACUGGGUCACCAUGGUUGUAAUAAAUUGUGUGCUCGACACCGUCUCCGUGCUCCGAGGAACAGCAGCGCUUAAUCAGCAGAGGGUAUCCGUCUGAAUCAUGUUUUAAGGGCUACCAGGAAAAAAAAAAAAGAGAGAGAGAGAGAGAAAGAAAAAUAACCCAGCAUGGCCGCUCCUCUGGAAAAGCUCGUUACAGGCAUCUCCUCUGCCCUCUUCCGUAUUAUUUAUGUACAGCAGCAGAUUUAUCUACACUGAAACUGUAUGGUAGCUUUUCUCUGAGCCUUGUUUGUUGUGUAAGGAGGGAAUCUUGUGCUUUUUCUUAAUUUUUUAUUAUUUUUUUUUUUUUUAAGUCAUACUGGAAAUAAUAAAUCUCACUGUGUCCGUGACGACUGUGACAGAACAACAAACUGGACUUGCAACGCGGCAUGGAGGACAUUAAAGCGCUGCGCCUGUGUGAAAAUGGACUUUGGAGACAAACCUAACACCCGCUCCGAUUCUUCUGACAUGUCCUCCUGCAGACUCACACCCGUCGCUACUUCUUUCAUUGGGAGCCGAUCUCACAACACGGGAGAAAUUUCCCGUAUGACGCAGCAAAACCUCUUCGUUCUCGCCGCUCCCUCUCAUCAUCUGUAAGUAUGUAUUUGCUCCGAAAGAGACCCAGGAAACCUGAGUCACUUUGUUUCUAACUUUGGUCGUGCACAAUAGUGUAGUGUACGCAGUGUUAUCUGUAACGACUACAAAAAAAAAAAAAAAAAAAAAAAAAAAAGUUUGGUAUUAUUUGCACUUUUUGUCCCACUUAGAGAUAUUCACGAGAAAGUUCAACAAAUCCAAAAUGUUAUUAAUAAUGUAAAUUAAAUACUGAUGUCUGAACCGA
Xiphophorus hellerii (green swordtail) is the source of this 6102-nucleotide messenger RNA. It is a transcript of the gene cracd, whose product is annotated as capping protein inhibiting regulator of actin dynamics. Lineage: Eukaryota; Metazoa; Chordata; Actinopteri; Cyprinodontiformes; Poeciliidae. The transcript is spliced from 6 exons. The record is from RefSeq and is a predicted model, not a curated record. Gene Ontology annotation, biological process: negative regulation of barbed-end actin filament capping; maintenance of gastrointestinal epithelium. Bases 1506 to 4895 code for a protein of 1129 amino acids.